AUGGGAUACACUCACUAUUGGGGAGUUCGAGACUGGAAUGCCUCGGGGUGGAAGGAAGCUUGGCCCAAGCUAAUCCACGACGUGCCGCUCAUCAUCGAAGCGUGUGGGGUCGAGCUGAGCGGGCCCACUGAUGACGCGGAGAUCGUAACGCCGGUCCUUGCAGACGUUGAGAAAGGACUUGAUGUGAAUGGGGCCAGUGAUGACGCAUAUGAGCCUCUGAUAAUUAAGCCCAACGGAGAUGACUUCUUUUGCAAAACUGCACGCAGGCCAUACGAUGCCGUGGUGACGUCUAUUCUCCUGAGAGCCUUCAUGCUUGCUGGGCCAAAGGAGUUCUCUGUCUCCUCGGACGGGUACUGGGAUGAAUGGAACAUGGCACGCUCUAUCUGUGGCCGUCUCUGGCCGAAUGAGUCUAUCGAGUGUCCCUGGGGAGAGCAGGCGGGAGAGGAAGCUGAGUGGACACUAGAAGAUUCUGAGUCUCUGAUGGAGGAUGAAGUCGCAAACGAGCAAUCCCGACUCUAG
This is a messenger RNA of Penicillium macrosclerotiorum, 519 nucleotides long. RefSeq lists its product as uncharacterized. The coding region runs from base 1 to 519 and encodes 172 amino acids. The transcript has 3 exons. NCBI's taxonomy places the organism in Eukaryota, Fungi, Ascomycota, Eurotiomycetes, Eurotiales, Aspergillaceae. The record is from RefSeq and is a predicted model, not a curated record.